Molecule: messenger RNA, 465 nt
Organism: Aspergillus glaucus CBS 516.65
Lineage: Eukaryota; Fungi; Ascomycota; Eurotiomycetes; Eurotiales; Aspergillaceae
Exons: 3
Coding region: 1-465 (154 amino acids)
Source: RefSeq, a predicted model, not a curated record
AUGGAAGUCUCGUUGCUCCAGAUGAACAGAAACGCGGACUUCACAGCACCACGGACCAGGGAGGAACGCGCUAUCCUAGGCAGGACCCUUAAAACGGAGGGAGUGACGCAAGAAAUCUCAAUCGACCACUUCAAGCCGCUUCACAUCGAGAAAAUGCUGCAGUAUCUAUACAUGGGCGAUUACACAGUCGAAAUCGAUGAUGUAAUCAAUGCGAUGGACCAUACUACCUCGUCGAUCCCGUUGAGCCCUAUGCAAUCUGCGGACUACGAGGAAUGUCUUGUCGCUUUGCGUGCGAGAAUAUAUGAUCUCGGCGACUACUUUCAGAUUGAUGCUCUCAAGGUUACGGCAAAACGGCAGUUCCAGAUUACACUUGAGCGGGGAAAACGGAGGAAGCAUUGGUUGAGGUCAUCAAAGUGGUCUACAACUCUACUCCGGAGUCUGACAAGGGGCUGCGAGAUAUCCUGA